Messenger RNA from Rhodotorula graminis WP1, 3010 nucleotides. RefSeq lists its product as uncharacterized. Gene Ontology annotation, biological process: intracellular protein transport; clathrin-dependent endocytosis. NCBI's taxonomy places the organism in Eukaryota, Fungi, Basidiomycota, Microbotryomycetes, Sporidiobolales, Sporidiobolaceae. The transcript is spliced from 12 exons. Bases 1 to 2973 code for a protein of 990 amino acids. The record is from RefSeq and is a predicted model, not a curated record. Gene Ontology annotation, molecular function: clathrin-cargo adaptor activity. Gene Ontology annotation, cellular component: AP-2 adaptor complex; membrane coat.
AUGGUCAAGGACGACAUGCGUGGUCUCACGCAAUACAUCGCCGACCUGCGCGCGUGCAGGGUGCGCGAGCUCGAGGAGAAGCGCAUCAACAAGGAGAUGGCCCACAUCCGCCAAAAGUUCAAGGACGGCAACCUCGACGGGCGGCAGAAGAAGAAGUACAUCUCGAAGAUCAUCUUUACGUCCAUCCUCGGCUACCCGGUCGACAUUGGCCACAUGGAGGCCGUCAACCUCAUCUCGUCGACCAAGUACUCGGAGAAACAGAUCGGCUACCUCGCCCUCACGCUCCUCAUGCACGAAAACUCGGACAUUGUGCGCCUCGUCGUCAACUCGAUCCGCAAGGACCUCGACGAGAUGAACGAGACGACCAACUGCCUCGCGCUGCACGCCAUCGCCAACGUGGGAGGGCCCGACAUGGCCGAGGCGCUCGCGCCCGACGUGCACCGGUUGCUCAUCAGCCCGACGUCCAAGUCGUUCGUCAAGAAGAAGGCGGCCCUGACGCUCCUGCGCCUGUACCGCAAGCACCCCGAGGUCAUACCUGCCGCCGACUGGGCCCUGCGCAUCGUCUCGAUCCUCGACGACUCGGACCUCGGCGUCGUCGUCGCCGUCGCGAGCCUCGUCCUGGCCCUCGCGCAGGACAACCUCGAGGCGUUCAGCAUCUGCUACCAGAAGGCCGUCAACCGCUUGAGCAAGAUCGUCCUGCAGGGCGAGAUCUCGCCCGACUACGUCUACUACAAGAUCCCGAUCCCGUGGCUCCAGGUCAAGCUGCUGCGCCUGCUCCAGUACUACCCGCCGUCUGACGACCCGACCCUGCGCCUCGUCCUGCACAACGUCCUCGAGCGCAUCCUCAAGAACUCGGGCGACCAGCACCGCAACGUGCAGCAGAACAAUGCGCAGAACGCCGUCCUGUUCGAGGCCAUCAACCUCGCGAUCCACCUCGACACCGAGUCGGCCGUGGUGCAGCAGGCGGCGCACCUCCUCGGGCGCUUCAUCCUGUCCAAGGAGACCAACGUGCGGUACCUCGGCCUCGACACGAUGGCGCACCUCGCCGCGAGGAGCGACAACCUCGACGCGAUCAAGAAGCACCAGGCGACCAUCACCCAGAGCCUGCGCGACAAGGACAUCUCGGUGCGGCGGCGCGGCCUCGACCUCCUGUACUCGAUGUGCGACACGUCCAACUCGAAGGCGAUCGUCGGCGAGCUCCUCAAGUACCUCGUCGUCGCCGACUACACCCUGCGCGAGGAGAUGGUGCUCAAGGUGGCCAUCCUCACCGAAAAGUUUGCGACCGACUACGAGUGGUACCUCGACACGAUCCUGACGCUCAUGAGCACGGCCGGCGACCACGUCGGCGACGAGGUGUGGUACCGCAUCGUCCAGAUCGUCACCAACACCGAGGAGCUGCAGGAGUACGCCGCGAGGCGCGUGUUCGAGGUCCUCCUCAAGCCGACCGUCCACGAGAACCUGAUCAAGGUCGCGGCCUACAUCCUCGGCGAGUACGGCCACCUCGUCGCCGACGAGCCGGGCCGCAGCCCGAUCGAGCAGUUCCACCUCCUCAACUCGCGCCAGCCGCAGUGCGCCAACCCGACCAAGGCGCUCCUCCUGACGACCUACUUCAAGUGGCUCAACCUGUUCCCCGAGAUCCGGCACGAGCUCAUCGCCGCGUUCGACAAGAGCUCGCGCCUGCUCGACGCCGAGCUGCAGCAGCGCGCGUGCGAGUACCUCGCCAUCGCCAACUUGCCCGACGAGGAGCUCCUCCAGGUCGUCGUCGAUGAGAUGCCGCCCUUCUCGGAGCGCGAGAGUGCUCUCCUGAGCCGGCUCAUCAAGAAGACGGGCGACACGCACGACAAGCGCACGUGGUACAUCGGCGGCAAGGAGGUCAACCAGGGCCAGGACGCGGCACGGUACGGCGCGUUCGGCCGCCGCAAGGGCCGCGACGGGCACGCCGCGACGCACGAGGCGCUCGGGAGCGGGACGGCGGCGGGCGGCGGGCAGGCGCCGUUGGGCAGCGGCACGAUCGCGGACGACUUGCUCGGGCUCGACCUCGGCGGCGGCGGCGGCGAGUCGAUGGGCCCGGCAUCGCCGAGCGAGGUGCGCUCGCCGGCUACGGCGGCAGCAGCGUCGUCGCCGGUGACGGCCACCAAGCCGCUCCUCGCGACGCCGACGGGCGCCGGCGCCGGCUCGAGCUCAGCAGCAGCAGCGCCGACGCCGCGCGCCAAGCAGCAGGUGACGCACGGCGCCGACCGGUGGCUGUCGCGGCUCGUAUACAACUCGGAGGGCGUCCUGUGGGAGGACGCGCAGCUCCAGGUCGGCGUCAAGUGCGAGUUUCACGGGCACCUCGGGCGCGUCGCGCUCUACUUUGGCAACAAGGUGCCCGUCGCGCUCGAGUCGUUCACGGCGACGGUCACGGUGCACGGCGACGACGCCGAGCGCGAGGCGCUCAAGGUGACGCUGCCCAAGAUCCCGACGCCCCACAUCAGCGCCCUCUCGCAGGUCCAGCAGCUCGUGCACGUCGAAUGCAAGGACCUGUUUGCGCACCCGCCGCUCCUCCACAUUUCGUACCUCGCCGGGUCCCUCCAGACCCUCACCCUGCGCCUCCCCGUGUGGCCGACCAAGUUUGUCGAGCCGGUCAAGCUCGACGCGGCCGCCUUCUUCGAGCGGUGGAAGCAGAUUGGCGGCGCGCCGCGCGAGGCGCAGCAGAUCUUUCCGCUCCCGGGCUCGGGCGUCGUCGACGCCGAGAAGAACCGCCGGGUCGUCGGCGGCGCAAGACUCGGCGUCCUCGACGGCAUCGACCCCAACCCGAACAACGUCGUCGCCGCGGGCGUGCUCCACAUGAGCAACGGCGGCAAGGUCGGGUGCCUGCUUCGCGUCGAGCCCAACGCCGAGGCCAAGCUGUGCCGCCUCACGGUCCGCACGACCAACGAGGCCGUCUCGCAGGCCGUGCUCAAGGUGCUCGUCGCGUCGCUGUCGGGCAAGUGAGGGAGCUCGUGCGCAAUGCAGUCGGCUCGUCGUCGUC